This is a messenger RNA of Daktulosphaira vitifoliae (grape phylloxera), 2787 nucleotides long. RefSeq names its product ribosomal RNA processing protein 1 homolog (gene Nnp-1). Gene Ontology annotation, cellular component: preribosome, small subunit precursor; nucleus; preribosome, large subunit precursor. The transcript has 7 exons. Gene Ontology annotation, biological process: rRNA processing. The record is from RefSeq and is a predicted model, not a curated record. Lineage: Eukaryota; Metazoa; Arthropoda; Insecta; Hemiptera; Phylloxeridae. The coding region runs from base 138 to 2558 and encodes 806 amino acids.
UGAUAACUUAAGAAGUCAUACACACGUGCUUAUGUUGUUUUAAUCCGUAUGAAAGUGCACGUUGCUGAUGUAGUUUAUGUCUUACGUGUAGUAUUUUUCAAUUAAUUAAGUUUUUUAGAUAUUACAAUUUAAUAAUCAUGACUAAAGAAAAUCGAGAUGCUGAAAAAGUAGCUAUUGUAGAACGCGAAAUCGAGUUCGUAAAAUUGGUUGCAUCAAAUGAUUCAAAAACAAGAAAUGAUGGUUUCAAACAACUUAAAUCAUUAAUCAUUCAACAUUCUGGCGAUUCUAAUAAUGAUUUUCAACUUAAUGAUUAUUUACGCGUCUGGAAAGGAUUAUUUUACUUUAUGUGGAUGUCAGAUAAACCAUUACCUCAGGAAGUUGCUACUGAAAAAAUAAGUUCUCUUAUGCAUAGCUGUAAAUCUACUCAUGGUAAAGUAUUGUUUUUGGAAGCAUUUUUCCUUACAAUUAAAGAUGAUUGGAUGUCUAUAAGUCAGCAUCGAAUUGAUAAAUUUAUGAUGUUGGUUAGGCGUUUUCUUAGACAAACUUUUGUUACUUGUGUGAAUUCUGAUUGGAAUAUACAAUACAUGGAAAAAAUAAAUAGAGUUUUGUAUAAUGCUCUGAAAUCAUUUACACUAAGUUUAAAAAGUCAUGUUCAAGAGAUAUUUCUUGAAGAACUUGCUAAAGUUAGUAAAGGAAAUGUACCUACUGAAGCUUUAGUGAUUAUAUUAGAUGCAUUUUUACAUUAUAUAUCUGAAAUAAAUGAUAUAAUGCUUAUAAAAGAAGUUACUCAAAAUGUAUUUAAAAAUCUUCUAUCCCAAUCUCCCGAAUUUGAAAUUUUAGAAGCUAAACUUCAAGCAUGGCGUCAAAUGGGUAGACCAGGAAGAUCCUAUACAGAUUUAGAACUAGUUGAAGGUGAUAUAGAAAAUGGAGAUGGUAUUCAAAACUAUGAUGCACCUUUAGAUCCUCGAGCUGGAAAAGUGAAUGUUGAAAUACCUCGUAUAAAAUUUAAUCCAAAACUUAUUGCUCAUUUAUUACAUAAAUAUAUAAAUGAAAUUGAUUGUACUAGAAAAAGUUUAGUAGAAUUAACCAAACUGUUGAAAUGGUUUAAUCGCUUAAAGGAAGGAGUAUUGCCUUUUAAACCUAAAGAUUUAAAAUUAAAUAGUCAAGUUUUAAAACGAAAAAAAAAGAGACAUUUAUCUAAAUUAGUUAAAGAUGGAGUUAAAAGAUUAGAAAUGGUAGAUCAAAAAAUAAAAAAAAGCAGUAGAGAUGUAUUGAAUAAUUGCAAAAGUCUUAAGGAAUUAGAUAUGUUAGGUGAAGUUAUAGUAGAACAUGGAAAAAUUGGAAAAUCAGUUUGGAAAGUUAGGAAGUUUGUAGAAAAUAAUGCUAAAGAAAAUAUAAGCUUAAAUGGGUCAUGGACAGUAUCUGAAGAAGAAAAAAAUGUGCCAGAUGAAUCAUGUGCUAUUGAAGAAGAAUUCCCAAUUUUGGUUCCUGCCGGUUUUAAUGUUGAAACUUCUGUAAAUAAUUUGCCUAAUAAAUAUGUAGUUCAAGAAAAAAAACAAAUAAGUCCACUGAAUAAGGAAAAUGUUAAAAGUCCUACAACAAAAUCCUGUAAAGUCAAGUCAAGUUUAACUAAUAAAAAUAAUAUAACAGAAGUAGAUACUAAUCAAUCUGAUGAUUUAGUUAUGAAAAAACUUAAAAGGCGUUCUGGAGACAUAAGAGAUAAUAGUAGUUUAAAUGAAAGUUGGAGUGUAACUCAAAAUGAUGAAAUUAAAAUAAUUUCAACCAGUACAAAAAAUAUGAAUGACUCGUUUGAAAAUAAAAAAAACAUUACUGGAGAAUCAGAUUCUAAAAAAAAUUUGCAAGCUAAUUCUAACGAAAAUUUAAUUGAAACAAAUAUGAAUCUUAGUAAGAACUGGCAUGUUUCUAAAGGAGAAAAAGAACCUGACCUAUCAUAUUUAAAUGAAAGUAUUCAAAACAUAAGCAAAAAUUCUGAAAUAAGUAAAUUAGUUUCACCUGGUUCAAAAAUAUUAUCUGAAAAUUCUAAGAGUCCAAAAAGUCCAACGCCAGAGAAAAGAGUCUUACGACGACGAACUAUUAUUAUACCCAAAAAGAAAGAUGUUCAAAAAGAACAAACAAAGGAUACACCUAAAAGAAAAUCUCAAGAUUCUUCUCAAUCUGUGGAAAUACGUAAAAGAAGAAAAACAAUUGCUGGUCAAGGGAUAAGCCACUUAAAUCCUGAUGAAAUAUCAAAUAAAGCUUUAGAAAAAGUGAGAAGUGAAGCUUUUGAUGGCUUUAGUACACCAAGGAAGAGCUCAAGAUUAUCAAUAAAAACUGAUUCUGCUAAAAAACGUGUAGAAUUUCAAUUGAAAAAUAACAUUGAACAAGAAUUUAAUGAGUAUGAAACAUCUUUAGUUGAAAAACCAGAAAACCCUCAUGAUGCAUCCAAGCAACCAAUAUGUGGUGUCUUAAAAUCAACUCCUGAUACAAAUCGUGUAAAUCCAUUCUAUAAGUUUCACGAUCGUUCAAUUAAAAAAAAUUCUAGAAAAUCUAUCAUUUAAUCUAUUUAUUAAAUUUACACUGUACUUGUUAAAACAAAUUGUUAAUUUAUAAAACAAUGUUCUUUGAUUCUUAUGGAAUUGUAUGUUUUAUUUAAUAAUUAAGUUUAUUCUUUUUAAUAACUUUAAGCUAUGUUAUGUAAAUUGUUAACUGUUUUGACUACUGAACAAUUAUUGUAUCAUUUAAAAUUAGCUUAAAUUGAAUAACUUUUAAUAAAUAAAUUACAAUAUA